Messenger RNA from Brassica napus (rape), 8035 nucleotides. RefSeq names its product glutathione S-transferase T3-like. The record is from RefSeq and is a predicted model, not a curated record. NCBI's taxonomy places the organism in Eukaryota, Viridiplantae, Streptophyta, Magnoliopsida, Brassicales, Brassicaceae. Bases 4016 to 4783 code for a protein of 255 amino acids. The transcript is spliced from 2 exons.
GGUUACAUAAAAGGACACAUUAUGAAUUCUCUUUACGCGUGAAGACACAUUCUGAUCUUAGAACACUUUAGUUGUACGGCUGUGUAAAUUUGUGACAAAAAUGACCUUGAUAUGUUUUAGAGAAGCAACCAUUACAUAACUUAGUUUGGAGAGUUGGUUCCAGCUGUGACGUUUAUUCUGAGGUUUGCUGUUUGAUGUAUUUCUCUACAUAAUUUUUUAUUUUUUAACAAUAAAUCAACUUUUCAUACCCCAACAUAUUUGAUCCAUAAUCAGUUUCUAAUUCUCAAAUAUGUAUAUAUAUAUAUAAGUAUAUAUGUCAAAAAUACGAUUUUUUUUUCAUUUUAUUUUGAUAUCCAUGUGUAUAUUUAUAUUUAUAUUAAAAAUUUAACUUUAGUUAACAUAGUGGAAUGUCGUGGAUGUGUCCGUGGUGGAUCAGUCACUGGUGGUUAGGUUCAUGGACAAUUAAUGUUGUGGAUGCAUUCGUAGUAAAUGCAAUUAAUUUACUGGACACAGUUUAUAUGCAUUAUGUGGACGUCAUUUGAUGGACACAAAUGAGUUAAUUAGGUGGCAUUGCGUACAAUUUAUGAAAGACAGACUCAUCUGGAUGGUCAAAGUUGUAUUCAUGAACUCUAGCAAGUUCUUCUUCAGUCAAACUAUAGUAGAACAAGUAAUGCCACAUCAUUCAUUCUCUUAAUAUUUACUGGAGCAAUAUGUGGACGGAGAAAGUAUUUCUUGAAUAAGAUUCAUACGCUCAUAACAUCAUUUAAAUACAUUCAGCGUCGAUUAUAAAAGUUUUGUAUUCUGAUUAUCCUGUUUUUAAAUAUUUGGUGUUGUGAGUAAUUUGUUUCUCUUCGGCUAUGUUUAUACUCUCCACAAUACAUUCAUCCAUGAUAUACUCACAUACAUAUUCAUGAGACACCAUCCACGACACACUAACCACGAGAAUCCUAUCCACUAUACAUUCAUCCAUAAAACACUGUCCACAAAUCACCCAUCCAUGAGUAUUAUAGAUGAUAGGAAAGUUUUCAGAUAUCCUUGAAUUAGUACACAUGCUCUCAGACAUGGUUCGUAAGAUCACAAAGUCUAAGACAUUUCAUACUUGAGUUUCCACUUGAUUGUACAAAAACUUGAAACACAAAUAGCCAAUUGCAUAACUUCUUUAUAAAAAAGUUAACAUAAUUCUCUUGUCCACAAGUAUCUUGUCCAUAACUAUUUCAUUAACAAAGACUCUUACAAAUAAUUUGUUUUCUUUUUCUUAACUUGUUUGAUUCUUAUAUAUAUGUUUUAAAUUUCAAAUAAUGAUACAAAAAAGGGAGAAUAUGAAAACAAAUUACAAAGAGGGCUAAUUACAAAAUAUAUUCGAUUAUUGAUGGAAAUAGAGAUGCAAUUAAGAAGAUGGAAAAGCUUAUAAUAAUCUUGGUGACCCAGAUGACAGUGGACUCAGAUUUGCAGAUACAUCAGGGAGGAUCGCCGAGGAUAAAACGGAGAGAAACGACGUACGUUGAGCAAAUUUUUUGGUGACCACAACAUCCGUAGGCAACCCAUUUGAUAUUCGUAGGCAAAUUUUUCGGCACAUCUAUCAUCCGUUGUUUAAUUUGGGAUUGGAAUUGAGAAAGUUAUUUUGAAGCUAGAGAAGAUAGAGGUCUAGUGGGGAAGAAGAGUUAUUUAGUUAAGGGUGUUUUUUUUUUGUCCGUCAUGAGUAAGUUGUUUAGUUAAGGGGUGUCAAUGUCUUUACACAGCAAAAAAGUGUGUAGCAAGUCCAAUGUGACCUUUAGUGUAAUUAGAAACUGGAAAAGUGUCUGAGAGAGUAAAUAUUUCUUAUGUUUAAGGUGUGCCCACUACUGGCGUCCUCACUAGUGAAACGAUAAUAUUUACUUAUUUUAUUUUUUCUUUGUUUUCCUCAGUAUCUCACGUUCACAAUACAUGGUAAAAGAGACUUAGCAAACGCAAUAGAGAGAGAUUUGUUUGAAAAAUUAUAACAAAUUACACUUUGCAAUUUUUGUGAAAAGUUAUUUUUUCUAGCAGCUUUGGCUAAAGUCAAACCGUUUCUACAACAGUCUAACUCAUCAGAUAUUAGGUUUUACAUGAAGAAGAUAAAAGAAGUUUGUAAGUAAGUAUGGAAACUUAUAACAUUUUCAAAAAAAAAAAAGUAUGGAAACUUAUUCUCAGCAAGAGUUGCGCGUGAAUGAGAAGUGACAUUAACAAAAUCUAAGAGCAGCCCCAUUAGAGGUUUUAGACAGGUUCAUGGGCUCAGUAUCAUAGGGCCGGACCAUUAAAAAUAAAGAUUAAAUGGGUUAUUUCUCGCGACCCGCCCCUUACGAGUGACCCCGUCCGAUACGGGUUCACACCACGUGUCGCGAAUUGAUUGGAGACGCGGCGUCGACGUCACGCGGUGGAAAGGGGAGAGAGAUUCAUUUCUCUCUUUUGUCUCGAAAACUCUAGGGUUUCUUCCUCCCGGCGAAACCCCGUGCGACGACGAUCUCUGUCCCUAUUUCUCGAAUUUGCUCCAUCGAUUCGACGAGUUAUUGUCUCCUCUACUAACAGAGGUGGGUCUCGACUGGAAUCUCCUUUAUAUUGAUGUCGUUUUGGUUUCGAAAUCGAGUUAGGGGAAAUUUCAAUUUUUUUUUUUUACGAUUUAGGGUUCGAAAUCGAGAAGGGUUUUGAUUUAAUGCUGUAUUACCUCGUCUACGGGUUCGAUUUAUAGUUUUAAGGUUCGAUUCUCGCGGAUUGGAAAUCGAAAAGGGUUUUUCGAGUUAGGGUUCAAAAUAGAAUUUGGGGGUUUCGAUAAGUGGGUUUAGAUCUUGUACUGGGUUCGAUUCACGGUUUUGACUACUUUUGUCUCAAUCGAUUCACGGUUUUGAUUAUUUUUGAUUCAAUAGAAAAGGGUUAAUCAAUUUCAUUUCUCUGUUUCAGAUGGAUCCCUCAGCCGAGAUAACAGAUUUUAAGAGGAAGCAGGAGUUCAUCGACCACCUGUACAACGUUGCCGAUUCGUCAUAUGGGAUGCCGACAAGCUGUCCGUGUGGUGGUAGAAUCAUCGACGAGGUUCGGGUGAAGGAGGAGUACGACACGCGUCCCGGGAAGCGCUUCUUCAGCUGCAUAAACUACGAGGCUGAUGGGUUGCAUUACCGUCAGCCUUGGGUUAUAGGUGUCCAGGAGGAGAUGGUACGCAUGCGUGAGCGUGUGGAUGAGGCUGUUGAGAUCAUCAAAUGUGUGCCCAUUCUCACUAAACAGAUCGACAGUCUUGAGGUUUGUGAACACUUUUUAUCUCUUUGGGUGAUCAUCAAAUUUGAGAUCAUCAAAUUUGUGAACACUUUUUACGUUUUUAUAAGUGAGUUACAAGUUUUCUUUAUCUCUUAUGUAGGCACAGGUUAAGAGGCUCACAUUGCUGCUUGAUAAGCUCACUGGUGACGUCUAUAACCUCACAGUCCAGGCGGCUGCUCUGGAGAAGGCCUGUUUCGACUGAAACAGAACAGGUAAACUUUCAACUCGAGUAGGAACUGUUUCCGUGUGGAACUUGAGUAGGAACUGUUUCCGUGUAGAGUAGAAACUGAGACUUAACUAGGAACUUGAGUAGGAACUGUCUAUAAUACAUUAGGAACUUGAGUAGGAACUGUUUCCGUGUAGAGUAGAAACUGAGACUUAACUAGGAACUCGAGUAGGAACUGUUUCCGUGUGGUUACUUGCUUCCUCUGGUUGAACUGAGAGUUAACUUGUUCAUUAAAUAUCUAGAGUAGGGAGUGUAGUAGUACUUCAUUAAAUAUCUAGUACUAGUUUGGUUCCUCUGGUUGGUUGCUGUGAUGAAUGCGCUUAAAUUGCUGUGUCUUAAACGUUUUAGAGUUUUUUAGAAUUGAUUUGAUGUGUAAUGAAUGUCUGUGAACAAGUUGUUGUCUAAUUAAGUGUAAUGAAUGUUUGGUAGUUAGGAAACCACCCGUAACUCAAACGCAAGUAGUUCUUUAAAAAAUACAUAAUCCUUUUUAAAACUUCUAACAAACAACAAAACACAACCCAAACCAAAAUGGAUACGUUUUCACAAAGUUCUCCCGGUUUUGUGAACCUAUUAUCUUCCCAGUCCAGUAAAACCGUAGAAGUAGGGUCGUCUGAGGUUCCUAAACCGGCUGGUGAAAGGAGAAAGUGGACGACUCAAGAAGACAUUAUCCUCAUCAGUGCCUGGUUAAACACAAGCAAAGAUCCCAUAGUUAGUAACCAGCAGAAACUAGGGUCGUUUUGGAGAAGAAUAGAGGAUUACUUUAAUGCAAGCGCUCAGCUAGGUGGCUUUCUACCUAGAGAGUGGAGUCAGUGUAAGCAGAGGUGGGGAAGGGUGAAUGAACAAGUGUGUAAAUUUGUGGGAAGCUAUGAGGCAGCAUUGAAGGAGCAAUCAAGUGGGCAGAACGAGAACGAUGUCAUGAAGUCAGCUCAUGACAUCUUCUUUAACGACCACCAGGCGAAGUUUGCACUUGAACACGCGUGGAGGGAGCUGAGGUAUGAUCAGAAGUGGAGAUCGAACUCUAUAUCAAGAGAUGGUGGAAAGGCGAAAAUGAAGGAAGCUGCGGAGACGGUGCCUGACUCGGAUGAGGCUAGGCCUCCUGGCGUUAAGGCUUGCAAAGCAGCCAAACGCAAGAAGCCUGGCAAUGAAGCUGCAUUUGAUCGCCUGGAGAUCAUUCUAGAGAAGAAACAGAAUAUUUCGAAACAGAAAAUACUUGAUCGUCUCCUCUCUAAGAACAUAGCUACUCUAACUGAAGCUGAGGUCGCUUUGAAGGACAAACUUGUUUCUGAGAUGCUUUAGGUUGUUUAGUUGAAAAUUUCUUGAACUCUUUGUUUGCUUCUUUACUUGCUUUGAUAAUUUUACAACUGCUUUUGUUGACUUGAAACUUAUAUUCUUCUGUGUUAUUUUGCAGGUGAAAGGAUCUGUGGGGCCGUUGGUCACGGGCAUAUGGGAGAUAAAGUCUGGACUUGAUGGGUUUUGUAGGUGUCACGGGUAUUGUAGUAGUAGUAGUUCACGGGUUGUUCAUGUAGUUGUAGUACUACAUGUAUCUUUUGGGUCGCAGCAGGUCAGUGUUUGUACUAGACACUAGUGAUGAACUUGGUGUCACGGAUUGUAAUAUGAAGUGUAGUAUUUUGUUUGUCUCUACACUUCACGGGACUUGUAAAAGUUUGUUAUAAAAAGGACAAGUAUUUCAUGUCUCUCAUAUAUGUUCUCUUCUCUCUAACAUGUGUUUAUGUUCUCUUCUCUCAAAUGCCAAAGCAUAGUUCUCUUCUCUGUAUCUACAAAUCAUAGUUCUCUCAAGGUCGAUACCCCUCCAUCUUGUUCUCUCAAACCAUCCGCCUUACUCUUGUUCUCUCAAACCAGCUGCCUCACUCUUGUUCUGUCGAACCAGCCAACCACUAGACACUCGCCGACUACAAAAUCGAGUGACCAAGUAAAAUCUAAAAUUCUUUGUUUUGUUAUCCAAUCCAGUUUUUGAUGAUAUACUGCAAGGUCGAGCCCCUAAAGUUAAAUUCAAGGUCAACAACCACACUUACCGUAUGGCGUACUACCUUACUGACGGAAUUUAUCCGAAUUGGUCAACAUUUAUCCAAUCCAUCCCACUUCCUCAAGGUCCUAAAGCUGAGCUAUUUGCCCAACGUCAAGAAUCCACCAGAAAAGAUGUCGAACGUGCUUUCGGGGUUUUGCAAUCGAGGUUUGCAAUAGUUAAAAACCCUGCUCUACUAUGGGACAAGGAAAAGAUAGGGAAAAUUAUGAGAACUUGUGUCAUAUUGCACAAUAUGAUAGUGGAGGACGAACGAGACGGAUACAGUCUUACUGAUACAUCUGAGUUCGAGUCAGGAGAGUCAAGCAGAGGUUCGAAGGUCAAAACGAGAGAAAGUUUGCAUGCACAUAAUAUGCUAGGCAUGCGCAAUGAACUUCGGGAUUCAGGAAAACAUGAUAGGUUGAAAGCUGAUUUAGUUGAAAAUGUAUGGCAAAAAUUCGGUAAUGAAUAAUCUUUCUAUGUUCAUCAAUUAUCAAUGUAAUGAAUAAAAUUUUAUAAAUUAUUAUAUUUUAUUCAUGUAUUAAAAAAAAAAUCAAAACUAAAUUUUUUUAAAAAAACUAUUAUUUUAGUUCCUAUGAACCCCUUCUUCGGGUUCACUAAUGGAGAAGUACAAAAUCAAGAAGUUCAUCACUAUUCAUGGUCCCACCAUAAAUAUAUUAAAAAAUUGGUAUGAACCCCAAAGGGGGGUUCACCAAUGUAGAUGCUCUAAGGACUGCUACCAAUUAGGCAUUGACAUGUAUUGACUUCUUUCCAUGUGCCAAAACUAUUUUUAACAUUUACGGUUUCUGUCUUUCUGAUGGUAAGUUUAUCAAUUAAGAAAAGCCCAAAUUUGUAUAUUAAUUCUUCUUGUAAACACUCUUUCUGAGAAAUUUACGUCAACACGGACAAGCCCAAACAAAUAUGGAUAUGAUUGGCCAUGAAACAAACGGCUAUUUAUGUAAUAUAAUCACCGGCCAUAAUAUCACCGGCUAUUUGUGUAAUAUAAACAAACGGCUAUCAAACGGCUAUUUAUGUAAUAUAAACAAACGGCUAUUUGUUCAAAAAAAAAAAAAUCACCGGCCAUAAUAUGUGUUCAAAACAAAAAAAAAAAUAACCGGCCAUAAUAUGGUUAUUUUGAACUCAUUUGUGUUAGGGUACUUUCAUUGCAACUAAAUUAAUUUAGGUAGGAACCUAGAGAGUUGCCUCUCAAGCAACUUUCCUUCUGCGUCUUUCUUAUGAUACAGAUCAAAUCUAUUUUGUGCUCGGUGGCAAGCAAGCUAAAAACUUUUUUUUUUGGAUGUGAUUGUAAUAGAUUAUAGCUUUAUGUUUUUCGAUGUAAAAUUUAAUCUGUAUAUUUAUGUGCUGUAAAUUUAUUUGCUGUAACUUUGUAAAACACUAUUUUUUUUAGAAAUAAACCUUUCUGCCGUCUUUUUUUUAUUUUUCAGAAAUAUUUUUUGAUAUAUUUUUUUAAAAUAAAAAAAAAGCUUAAUUUGUUGACAUGUUUUCUUCUAGGCUAAAUUUUGGUUGUUUAGAGCAUCUACAGCCACAACCAAUCACCUUUUUAAAGCUCUCUAAGGCUCUUUCAUUUUGUGUGUUAAUAAGUUCUAUGAACAUUAAAUCUAUCUCUGUUUUAAGGUUGCUAUCACAAACCAUAGUUUUCGGUGAUAAUGUUAUUGUUUUAAAAAGAAAAUGUAUAAGAAACUAUUGUAAUUUGGAGCAGAGUAGCUGGAUGGGUAAGAAGAACCUAUAUAAAACCCAAUAUAACAAAACUCCAGGCCCAAAUUUGAGUAUAGGACAAGCUAUGGCCACAUAUGCAUUGUAUCAUGAUGAUGUAGCUGUAAUAAUGUGCGUGGUCAUAAACUAUAAUCACGCCUCUUUGUAAAACAUCUCAUACACAAAAUGACAGACUAAUCAUAGUCGGAUGCCGAAUCAUAUAGUAUAAAUAUAAAUAUUCGACGGUACUUGUAUGAAAUAGUAGUUAAUGGUAUCUCAACAGAUAAAAUAAAAUUUUAACCUCGAGGAAGAAAAAGCUGAGCAUGGGACGGGCUUUAGACAGCAUCAUUGGUCUUGCAUCAAAUUGUUGUAUCCUCCUUUUGCUUCAAUAUUCCUCUUUUUCUUCGCCUUUUUCUCAUAUUCUCUUUCUCCCUCUUUUAGAUAAAAGGAAACUAGACUGUAUGAUUAUUUUUUUUCUUCUUUUUUGUGUAUAAAUAUUUUUUUUUUCUUUUUAAGAACUAGACUGUUUUAGAACAGUUUAAAUGCUAGUAUAUUUUAUUUUAGUUAUUUAAAUUCGUUCACCCUUCACAGUUCACACAGAGAUGGUGUAGUGGAAUUUAUGAUGAGGAAUCCGCUUUGUUGAAUGAUGCCUAGUUUUCCGGAGUAUGAAAACGACAAAAUAUCAUGUGAUAGACAUAUUUUAUUUUGAUCAGGGAAGGUUUGAAUCAAAACUGAAUCGACCAAAGUUGUUAUAAAAAUGAAUCCUACGUAAUACAACGUCAAAACGUUGGUAAGCAUAAAAGCAAAACGUGAAG